This is a messenger RNA of Gorilla gorilla gorilla (western lowland gorilla), 5585 nucleotides long. It is a transcript of the gene BCL2L11, whose product is annotated as BCL2 like 11. The record is from RefSeq and is a predicted model, not a curated record. The transcript has 4 exons. Lineage: Eukaryota; Metazoa; Chordata; Mammalia; Primates; Hominidae. Gene Ontology annotation, biological process: meiosis I. Bases 63 to 866 code for a protein of 267 amino acids.
GGUCGGCGGUGCCUGCGGCGGCGGGCGCAGAGCGCGAGGGGAGGAGCGGGAGGAGGCGGAGGAUGUUCCCGGCGGCUGCGGCCGGGGCAGCGCGGGCCAGAGGCGCGGCGUGCGGAGCCCUCGGCUGCCCGGCGGAGCGCGGCGGCGGGCUGGCGGGAAGGCGCGGGCUUUGCGCUGCGCCGGGGACUCUGAACCCGAGUCCCGGGCUUUGUCUCCUGCGCUGCUUUCGUGGUGACGGUCAGGGGGCGCCCGGUCGGCGAAAGGCGCGGGCCGGACGCCGCGGGGCUUGGUUCCGGGCCGGGACGCUGCGCUCUGAAGGGAAGGCGCGGACAAAAAAAGACCAAAUGGCAAAGCAACCUUCUGAUGUAAGUUCUGAGUGUGACCGAGAAGGUAGACAAUUGCAGCCUGCGGAGAGGCCUCCCCAGCUCAGACCUGGGGCCCCUACCUCCCUACAGACAGAGCCACAAGGUAAUCCUGAAGGCAAUCACGGAGGUGAAGGGGACAGCUGCCCCCACGGCAGCCCUCAGGGCCCGCUGGCCCCACCGGCCAGCCCUGGCCCUUUUGCUACCAGAUCCCCGCUUUUCAUCUUUAUGAGAAGAUCCUCCCUGCUGUCUCGAUCCUCCAGUGGGUAUUUCUCUUUUGACACAGACAGGAGCCCAGCACCCAUGAGUUGUGACAAAUCAACACAAACCCCAAGUCCUCCUUGCCAGGCCUUCAACCACUAUCUCAGUGCAAUGGCUUCCAUGAGGCAGGCUGAACCUGCAGAUAUGCGCCCGGAGAUAUGGAUCGCCCAAGAGUUGCGGCGUAUCGGAGACGAGUUUAACGCUUACUAUGCAAGGAGGGAUCCAAGAACACCCAGCUCUUGAACAUGAACACAUUUCCAGGAUGUAGAACAGUGCCUGGCAUGCUACAGAUGUUGAAUUAAUGGUCAGAUGAUUGAACACAGGAAACCAAUAUUUAAACCACAUCGGUCUGACUUCAGAGCCCUUCUGUCUUCUCACACUCCACAUGCCUUCUUUCAGCAGACAGAAUUCUGGAGGAGUUCAGGGUAGGAGAGGGCUCUAUGGGUGGGAGGGUCAGAGAAGGCUUCCUGGAUGAAGAAAGCUGGAUUUAGAAAGGGGCAAUCCAGCUGUCCGCCAUGUCCUGCCUUCUGAUCCCACCAGGCCCGGUGCCACUCUGCCCCAAUCAUGGUGAAAUGACAUUGAGUCUGACUUGAACUUGCUCCUCACAUGCAUCUAGACUAUGGAAGAAGAAAACUGAUAUCAGCUCCUCUGCUGGCACCUUCUUUUCAGGCAUUCAGAAGUCUUUCGAGGCACCUGUGCCUUCCACUCACUCCCCACCUCUGGCUAUCUCCAUUCCUUACCACCCUCCAAAUCCUGCUGGCUUCAAGGCCCAGCCCCAGCCCUCCUCCAGGAGCUCUUACCCAGCCCUUCUGCAGACCCUCCACUCCUUAUCAUCUUGUGUCUCAGGACUCUGCUUUUCUCCCCUGCACUGGCAUUGCCUUGCUGGCUUCUUAGGGUGAGUUAGGUUGCACUGCAGGAACAAACCAACCCAGCUCUCAGUGGCCAAGUGAUGGGCAUGAUCAGGGCAAGGGGCAAAGCCUCGUACCACAAGCUGACCCUGGUUUGGUGGGAGUCUCUUCUCCCCAUCAUCCUCUUUCAAAGAUAGUGGCUGACAGAGUCUCUGCCAUCUGGAGCAUUGCCAGGCAUCAGGGCAGGAAGAAGGGAAUGUGGGAAAUUCUGCAUCAGCUCUUAGAAGCACUCGCCAAGUGCUUCAUGCCUCUUCUGCUCACGUUUUACAGGCUAGAGCAAUCACAUGGCCAUGCCUAACCUGAAAAGUGAGGAGAGGUGGGAAGCAGUGAGUGCAAUCCUAUGAUGUGGUCAGAAGAAGCAGCAAUGGAAACAUUGGUGGAUAAGCCUUGUGGCUACCAUACCACAUUGAAGUUCCAAAAAGUUGGAGGCUGUGUUACUUGUUAUGCUUUCUCUUCACUGCAGUGCUUAGCCUGUAGCUUGGGCAAAGAUGCCAAGUGAACUAGGACCACCUCCAAGCCUGGCAAAGACUUCCUUUCCUCUAAGAGAGGCUAUGAUGCAAGAGGUAGUUGAGAAUUUUUGAGAAUUUUGGCUGAAGCUAUCAAAACGCUGGCAGGGCUUUGUAUAAAAUUUAUGGGAGCUGACCUCUCCUUGAUCUUUAGUUUUGAGUCUCAAACCCCUUUUCUUUUUCUGUUAGUAUUCAACCCCCUCCACCUUCACCCCCAUCUUCUAGGUCUCUCUAGAACCGUCCCUGGUUCGACUGUUCAGGUUGAACAAUCUUCUGCCUGACCCAGAGAGCACAAAGCAACUCCCUUCUGUUGGCUGUAAUGUGUGAACGCUGAGCACUUCUCAAAGGCCAAGCACUGAGUUCAAUGCUCUCUCAGAUCAUUGGAUUAAUUAUUGUCACAAAUUAGCUGGUGGAAGCUCCACUGUUCAGGGGAUUUCACAGAGGAGGACUCUAAGGUUUAACAACUGACCCGAGGCACUUGGCUGGUGGGCAGUGUCUCUGGGCACCUCCCUAGCUGACUCUCCUAUGCCACCUGCCUCGUGACCAGGCACAUGGCCGAAGGGGUGAGUGGGUGCCAAAGGUCGACCUUGAAGCGUGUCACCCGCUCCCUGGGGAACUAAGUGUUCUGUGUGGGGGCUGAAGUGCAGAGAUAAUAGUGGAAUUUACCUCUCAAGACUGCAGGGCUAAGUGUGACUUUUGUUUGAUAAGCUUGGGUUUUAUGUCUUUAGGAGCAAACAAACAAACCAUAAAGUGGCAGUCUGUUGGAGUGAGUCCCAGCUGAGCUUGCAGGAAGGGAGAGGCUCUGGGCUCUGCCCCUGGGGAAGAGUGAGAGAGGCAGGCACAGUGCGGGUGGGGGAGACUCAUAGAGCUUCCCUUUCCUCAUGUGAAAAGUAAAUCAGAUUCUAUGGUAAUAACCCAAAGCUCACUUAAAAGGCUCAUUAAUGAGGAAAACAAUAGCAGUAAGAACAAUGGCUAUAUUACACUGAUGCCAUGUGCCAGACAAGAUACUGAGAACUUUCUAUAUAUCAUCUUUUUGAAUUAUCCCAUUUUAGAUAUGAGGAAAGUGAGGAUUAGGCAUUUAAAAUGUGCCCAAGCUCAUACAGUCAGUGAGUGACAGAGCUAGGUUAGAAGCCCAGCAAGACGUCCAGGCCCCACGCCCAGCCACUAAGCUUUACUGUGGAAUGUUGACAGUGAUGAUGUAAGAGGGGGUGGCGCUGAUAAAGAUGGCCAUGAUGAUGAUGAUCAUGACUCCAAACUCUUUGCUAACUAGUUACUCCAUUCUUAGCCUCUUCUAGAAGUGCAAGCCUCCCCUGGCUGCCCAGCCAUAGGGGAUAAGUAGCUUUGCUUGUAGGGAAGAGGUACCAGGUGAGCAUGAGCACUCCUUUACCUGUUCAGUUCCAUUUCCAGGGAACGCUGUGCAGCUCCAGCCUGGGAGGCCACCCGUGCAGACGUGCUGAAGGAAGACACUUCCCAGGGCCGUGUUGAUGCAAACUCUGUGGAGCACAGCUCCCCGUGCCCUGAGGUGUUUUCCUGGCUCUAGGCUCUGGCCAGCCCUUUUCCCUCCAACCUAGCAUGGUUCCCUCUGCUUCAUCUCAUCUGCCCAGCCUGGAAUGCGCUGCCUUGACCUUUCCACCUGCUUAAAGCCUACUCAUCCAUUAGGGCCCAGCUCAAGAACAUGUGGUUGGUUGCUUUGUUCUUCCAUUCGUUCACUCAUCCAUUCAUAUUUUUCAAUCAUGUUUACGAAUCUCCUGCAAUGUAUCAAGUAUGUGUGGUGUAGAGGGAUGAGCAUGGGUUGGGGGUGCCAGGCAUAGGUUCGAUCCUGUCCCUUCUCAGCCAUGUGACUGAGCAAGUUGCUCCCUGAGCUUCAGUUUUCCCAUCUGUAAAAUGUGGAUCAUCAGUGAGACUCUGUGAGCCCAGAGAACCAUAAACACUAACUUUCCCCCACAAGUCCCCUCUGUCACCCCCUCUCACACCCUCUCUGCAUCCCUAGCUCCCCCUGGCCACUGCUCAAGUGGGAGCACGCUAAUUCAGCAAGUCAAUCAAUGGUCACAAGGAAGAUGCCAGGGCCGAGGGCUGGUCUUCUCUUAACUGUAGCAUUAAGACCAUGACUAGAUUCAAGGUAAAGUCUCAACAAGAGCUGGUUGGCUCCCCAGACCACUGUGCAGUUCCGUGGAACACAGGCCUUCCUGGGUGUCCAGAUCAGAGUCAGGGGAGGUAUGCAGGCCUUCAGGUCUUAAGGGCCAUCCUGCUGAAGACUUGUCAAGAGAAGGGAGCACAGCUCCCUCCUGCUCCCAUCUGAGCCAGCCUAGGCAGGGCCAGCACUUGGUGAUGAUGACAUGUCCCAGUCAGGUGCCUGACUGGUGAAGGCGCCUGGUCUCCCUCUAUGUUCCAGUAGAGACUCCAUGUUCAUCCUGAUGGAGACCGGCCCUCUGAGGGGAGGGGAGGCCACCUUGAAGGCCCUGCCCUUGGCCUGGCAGAGCCUUUUCCUCCUUAGGGGCUGACUCAACCUCAUGAGGAUGGACGAGCUUCUCAGGAAGGGACCCCAACCACCAAGACUGAAACCCUCCUUCCUCCCGUAUUGGCAGUCAUUCUCAUUUACAUUGGAUGCAGUGGUCACCCAUUGCCCAGUCUUUCUAAUAUGCCUGGCCUCUUCUCUGUCUUAGCCAUGCAGGACAAAUGCAAAGGGCAGCUAAGAACCUAAUUUAAAAAGCCCGCAGGCAAAAGGGCACUGGGUCGAGACACCAAUGCCUGGUCCCUCUGGGGAUGCACUUACAUCAUCUGAGAAUUUCUUCCCAAAUGAGAGAGGAAGAGACAGAGCUGCAAAGGAAGGGAGGAAGAAAAAGGAAAGCUCAUGACAGGGAGAGACUGAGAAAGGGACAAAGUAGGCCCUGUGGGUGCAGCCCAAACCGGCCCACAUGGGCUUUGAUGACAGAGCCGAGGAUUUGCCUUUUGCUCAGAGGAAGGGAGGGGGCUUCAGGGCGGCUCUGGGGCUGCAGAGUCAGAGCCCAAGCCCCUAGCAGGUCCCCCAGCCCGGGAGGCAGAGUGUGCAGCCAGGGCAGCCUCUGGACACCAUCAAAUUGCACACAAAAACCUGGGGCCUCCAUGGGAACUGCAGAUUAUACAGAGUGAGUGGGGAGGAGGGCAGGGGAUUGAAAUUUUAUUCUUUCUUCCUCCUUCCUUGAAAAUUCCGAUCACUAAAAGUAAAAACAUACACACACAUACUCACUCACACACUCACUCACCCAUGCACAUACCUCUUCAACGCCUGGGCUAUUCCAUCUUUGCCAAAAAGAACCAAGAUGUUAUCUGUGAGGUAUGUCUGCACUGAACUUAGACAAGACCAAACCUACAUCCUCUCUCCUUGCAAAAAAAAAAAAAAAAUUGCAUUUACUUUUCUUCCAAAUCCAACAAAAAUAAAUUUAAAAUGUUAGAAAUAGUUACUGAGCUUCUAGAAAUUGUUAUAGUACCGAAAGUGAGGAAAUUAAUUGUUACCUGGCCCAGGCACUUCACUUUCGCCUAAGCCCCAAAUAAAAUGGAUUUUUCCUCUU